Dothidotthia symphoricarpi CBS 119687 is the source of this 1251-nucleotide messenger RNA. RefSeq names its product ras-domain-containing protein. Gene Ontology annotation, biological process: regulation of endocytosis. The record is from RefSeq and is a predicted model, not a curated record. Gene Ontology annotation, molecular function: GTPase activity; GTP binding. Gene Ontology annotation, cellular component: endosome. The transcript is spliced from 4 exons. NCBI's taxonomy places the organism in Eukaryota, Fungi, Ascomycota, Dothideomycetes, Pleosporales, Dothidotthiaceae. Bases 127 to 1077 code for a protein of 316 amino acids.
GUGCACCACGACGACGCGUGCGUUUAGUCAUAAUACGAGCGCCCAAGGUCGCUUGCAAGAUAUCCGCGACUGUAUCCCGCGCCUUGUAUUGCUUCUCAUCUGCGCGUAAACAGUUAAACAUCAUACAUGAUGGGCAGGAAUCGCGCGACAUCUAAUGCGACGAGCACAAGCGAUGCGCCCACGCAAGAGCUGGGGAGCAUGUAUGAUUACUUAGCAAAAGUUGUAUUGCUAGGGCCAAGCGCGGCUGGAAAGUCAUGUCUACUCCACCGAUUCGUGAGAGACGAAUGGCGCGUCCUAUCCUCCCACACAAUCGGCGUAGAGUUCGCCUCGAAAGUCGUCCACAUCGCCGACCGCAAGGCACAUUCUGCACACCGAAAACGCAUAAAACUCCAGCUCUGGGACACGGCAGGCACAGAACGUUUUCGCUCCGUAUCACGCUCAUACUAUCGCGGCGCAGCGGGCGCAAUACUCGUGUACGACGUGAGCAGCUGGCGGAGCUUUGAGCAGCUGCAGACAUUUUUGAAUGACGCGCGGGCGCUGGCGGGGCCAGAUAUAACCAUCAUCUUGGCGGGGAAUAAGAGCGAUGUCGUAGACGGGCCACCUGUAUGGUCAGGCAGUCAAGGAGCAUUUGGGAGUUAUAGCAGUACGUCCGCGACGCCCGGGACGCCAGGCUCGCAAUCUUCACGCGCGCCGUCUCUGAGAGCAAACCUCGAUCAAUCGUUCACUAUCGCACCUGAUGGCCGCGAAGUACCCGCCGAAACCGCGUCGCGCUGGGCAAGCUCAAACGGAAUACCAGUCGCUGUCGAAGUGUCCGCGCUAAACGGCGAGAACGUAGAGGAACUAUUCAAUCGACUCGCGCGCAUGAUACUGACCAAGAUUGAACUGGGCGAGAUUGAUCCUGAUGAUCCGGCAAGCGGAAUACAAUACGGAGAUCUAGGGUGGGAUGAUGGUGGUGGAAGCGUUAAGAGUGACGACGGGCUGAGGUAUCGAAGGAGGGUCAAGAAGACCGGAGCAAUGAAUGAGUGGGACGACGUGUUUCGAAUGAACGGGAGCCGUAGGAGGGGAGGGUGUUGUUAAUGAUGCCGAAGAUUGGAGGUAAGGCGUGUUUCGAGGAGGCGAUGGAUAUGCACGAUUUGAGCGUUUCUGCAAAUGCGGUCAUUUUCUUUCUGAUGAUUGAAGCAACAUACCCCUUGCGUAUUAAAUGCGAAUGCACACACAUAGUUUGUUACAAUAUUCAUCACUUGACAAUCG